Messenger RNA from Caretta caretta (loggerhead turtle), 4247 nucleotides. Its product is annotated as ATP synthase F(1) complex subunit beta, mitochondrial. Gene Ontology annotation, biological process: proton transmembrane transport; proton motive force-driven mitochondrial ATP synthesis. Gene Ontology annotation, cellular component: proton-transporting ATP synthase complex. Gene Ontology annotation, molecular function: proton-transporting ATP synthase activity, rotational mechanism; ATP hydrolysis activity; ATP binding. Lineage: Eukaryota; Metazoa; Chordata; Testudines; Cheloniidae. The record is from RefSeq and is a predicted model, not a curated record.
CGUUAGCGCCAGGGGGCGCGCGCGGUUCAGCCGCGGCCGUUGGCGAUAGAAAGGCGCGAGGCGGCUGGCGCGGGGGACUGUUGGAGCAGCCAUGUUGGGGCGGGCGAGGCUAGGCGGCGUGGCGGUCCUGCGGGCUCUCCAGCCCCUUGCCGCGGACCGUGGCUGCUUGGCAGCAGGAGCCGCCGCCUCCGCCGUGCUCCCGCACAGGCGAAAUUAUGCAGCUAAGACUUCAGAGUCUGCCAAAUCUGGUACUGCAACAGGGCGUAUUGUUGCAAUUAUUGGUGCUGUUGUUGAUGUCCAGUUUGAUGAAGGCCUUCCUCCAAUUCUCAAUGCCCUGGAAGCGACAGGCCGUGAAACUAGAUUGGUAUUGGAAGUUGCUCAGCACCUUGGUGAAAGUACUGUUCGAACAAUUGCCAUGGAUGGCACUGAAGGCUUAACCCGCGGGCAGAGAGUUCUGGACACGGGUGCGCCUAUAAAAAUUCCAGUUGGGCCAGAAACACUGGGAAGGAUCAUGAAUGUAAUUGGUGAGCCAAUUGAUGAAAGAGGACCUAUUGCAACGAAACAGUUUGCAUCUAUUCAUGCUGAAGCUCCUGAAUUUCAAGAUAUGAGCGUUGAGCAAGAAAUUCUUGUGACUGGUAUUAAGGUUGUAGAUUUAUUGGCUCCAUAUGCCAAAGGAGGUAAAAUUGGGCUCUUUGGUGGUGCUGGUGUAGGAAAAACUGUAUUAAUUAUGGAACUUAUUAACAAUGUUGCUAAAGCCCAUGGUGGCUACUCUGUCUUCGCUGGUGUAGGGGAGCGUACACGAGAGGGUAAUGACUUGUAUAAUGAAAUGAUUGAAUCUGGUGUCAUCAACCUGAAGGAUGCCACUUCCAAGGUUUCACUUGUGUAUGGUCAAAUGAAUGAGCCUCCAGGUGCCCGUGCCAGAGUAGCCCUGACUGGUUUGACAGUUGCUGAAUAUUUCCGUGAUCAAGAAGGACAGGAUGUGCUUCUCUUUAUCGACAAUAUCUUCAGAUUUACCCAGGCUGGUUCAGAGGUGUCUGCACUUCUUGGUCGUAUCCCCUCUGCUGUAGGGUAUCAGCCAACGUUGGCUACUGACAUGGGAACAAUGCAGGAAAGAAUAACUACUACUAAAAAGGGAUCAAUUACAUCAGUACAGGCUAUCUACGUACCAGCUGAUGACUUGACUGACCCUGCUCCAGCUACUACUUUUGCACAUUUAGAUGCUACUACAGUAUUAUCCCGUGCCAUUGCUGAACUGGGUAUCUAUCCAGCAGUGGACCCUCUGGAUUCUACUUCACGUAUCAUGGACCCUAACAUUGUUGGCAGAGAGCAUUAUGAUGUGGCUCGUGGUGUACAGAAGAUUCUUCAGGAUUACAAAUCCCUUCAAGAUAUUAUUGCUAUUUUGGGGAUGGAUGAAUUGUCUGAGGAAGAUAAACUAACUGUAUCCCGGGCUCGAAAAAUCCAGAGGUUUUUGUCUCAGCCUUUCCAGGUUGCUGAAGUCUUCACUGGCCAUGCUGGAAAAUUGGUGCCUUUGAAGGAAACAAUCAAGGGAUUCAAGAGCAUUUUAUCUGGUGACAAAUGUGGCUCUCCACGUUAAUCCUCCUGGCAAGUGUACCUGGUGCAGCCUCCUGGGACCCGCCUUUGGUAAAUGUCACGAGAGACACCUGCUUCAAAGCUGACCAGUAUGUGCAACUCCCUACAAGAGGCAGCGGUGAAUGGGUGAAGAAACCAGACACUUGGUUUAUCCCCAGACUGGAUUACCUGGGACCAAGGUCACGAUCCGACUACCACAGUCUUCGGCUCCCUCACUGCAUCUGGACUGUAACUGGGUAUUUAGCUUCAGGGGAUGUGGGCACACACAUAUAGGACCCCCAAUUUCGGGAUGCAAGAUCACAGAACGUUGGGAAAAGGACCAAAGGACAGUGUCAAUUUAAGGAUAUCCCCCCUAGAACAAACAAACUAUUCUAUUUCCAGGGCCUUGGAUGGAUCAGUCAAGAUUCACACCAUUUAUGAAGCCGCUAAUGGGUUGGGAGAAUAUAGGUGUGAAUGUUUGUGGGAGAGUUGGGCACUUUUCAUUAAUCUAACUGUGUCUGUAGAUGCAGGAUGGAUGGAUGUUCCUCCUCUGCUGCAGGAACUUGGGAUGGAGGGACGUUAUUGUCAGGUUAAAUGUUUACAUUGUACUGAUAUACAAUAUUAUAACCUGACCACUUAUGGAUACUCCCUGCCUACUAUCUGUCCGGCACUGUAGCCUACGCCACCAGAUGGCAUUAUCUAAGUAGGCCCCAAUGAAACACUUUUGUAUGAUGCCCUUAUGGUCUCUGUUCAGGUUAAAUAUGAUUUGUCCAGAUUUUUGGCACCUUUGCAAAAUGUGUGCUCAGAUCACCCCAGCUCCCUGCAAUGGCUGUAGGUCCGGCUGCAGAAUCAGCUCCAGUUUCUAAUGCACAGUAUGUUGUUUGGCCCCACAUAGACAAAAACGGAGCAUCUUAAGUGAUAUUGGAAGAUGCUUUGGCAGCACCAAUUCUAUACUAAAUAUGCUUAACCUAAACUCUGAAAGGUCAUACAAUUCUUGGGACAAAAGCCAAACCACCCAACUCCUUAAACAUACGAACACAGGUUUAUCUUAUGCUCUUACUGCAAUUGAUGUAGCAAUAGUGGAUUUUUACAAAAUCAUUGAAGAGACCUCAGACGCUAUAGUCACCUUGGCCAAGUCAGAAGCUAAAGGCCGUGCUUGUUGUAUGUUAGCUUGUGACCCCUUUAAUAUUGCAAAAGAAGACAUGCUAGAUGUAUGCCUGGCUAUCCCCCCUUCCCAUACCUUUUCUUCCCCUACCCUUGCCCACAUUGCAAGCAUUUUCACUCAAUUGAUAGUGGGCUCUUUACUUCCUCCAGAUUCAUCCUUCUCCUUUAAUUUCCUCCUUGUAUAUCCCUCUGUUAUUCCUAGUCAUGUGUUUCCUUUUUCUUUCUGUUUCAAGUCUAUCGGAUAUGUAACUAACAAUAUGGUGUACAGAGUAGGACUGUCUGGAUACCUGGCACCAUCACCCAUAAUACCACACUAAUGACAACAUCAGACUGCUGCACAGAGACGGAUAGCUAUAUCGUGUGUUCCUGGUCUACUUUCUGUCCUUUACCUCUGUCCACUUCCAUUCUUUUGGAUGUCCUUCCUCUGACAGAUGUUGAAGCUGCUGUGCAAGUAUCAGCCACUCAGUGUUUUAUCACCGCUUCAUGCAAAUACAUGUAUGGACCCCUGCAGUGCCAGGCAAAUGCUUCCAUGUGCCUGCAGAUUACUGACUCGUUUACCCUAAGUGAUGUGCACCUCCCUGGCCGUGUGUUCACUGGAAUUACAGUGGCUCCUCGGUGGUAUGACCGGAGAACAUGCCAGUUCGACUGGCCAAGGAGCUACUACUCAAAGUGGUCCUGGCUGCAGCUUCUGUGUCUACCACCGUUCAUGACAGCACCACUAAAGGCCGCAUCCAAGUUCAAUUUUCCAAUUACCAGACUGGAAGAUCCUGUUCGUAAUGCAGCCUACAACCCUCUCUCCUAGUAGACUAUUGUACAAAUAGCAGCCGCUGCUGCUUCUAUUUUUGUGUUACUAGCCUCGAGUGUCAUGUGUGGUUAUUUCAGACACAUGCUUAAAAAUCUCAGUAUGCUUCCUACCCUGUCCCCUUCCUCCGACUCCCCUCUUCCUCCUCUCUCCCAGUCCCCCCUUGGGUAACCCUAAAAUCGAUCAUGUGUACCAAGCGUUUAAGUAUUGACUACAUCUCAUCUAGGAGUUUAUUUGUCAAACAGGAGGGAACUGUUAGGCAAGAAUUAAAAUUCAGUUAGCAGCUGAGACAGAAACCCACGUAACUAAGAAGCAGGAACACCGGAAGCCCAAGGAUGCUGGCAGCUGUAAACACUUGAUAAAUGUGUAUGGUCAAAUGGCUGCCCAGUAACUCGGCUCUUAGAACAGAACAAACCCCCCCCCCUUCACAGCCCUCCAGAUAUCUGUAAACACUCACCCCACCCCACCCCUUCGCCUAAAGGACAGUUAUAGAUAAUGAUGUAAUCAAAAUAGUUUUGAUGCAUAUGUUCUCUUUCUGUCAUCAUGUUAAGUAUGUUCUCUGUCUCUGAAACAAUGUUUGUCUCUGUAAGAACAAGGUAAAUGCAAAUGAAGCGGUAAGAGAAAGGUAUAUAAUUGGUCACUGUAACCCCACACUUUUGAAGCUGUCUUGUCAGUCUUCCCGGUGCAGUGAAUAAAUCCCUUCAGUAUUGUC